AUGACGAAGGGUACCUCCAGCUUCGGUAAGCGUCACAACAAGACGCACACUCUGUGCCGUCGAUGCGGUCGCCGCUCUCUGCACAUCCAGAAGCACGAGUGCUCUUCUUGCGGCUUCCCCGCUGCCAAGACCCGCAAGUUCAACUGGGGUGAGAAGGCCAAGCGCAGGAAGACCACCGGCACCGGCCGCAUGCGCCACCUCAAGGACGUCUCGCGGCGCUUCAAGAACGGCUUCCAGAACGGCGAGCCCAAGAACGCCCGCCACAACACCAUCAUGGCCAAGACCAACAAGGACUAA
Molecule: messenger RNA, 297 nt
Organism: Emericellopsis atlantica
Lineage: Eukaryota; Fungi; Ascomycota; Sordariomycetes; Hypocreales; Bionectriaceae
Product: 60S ribosomal protein L37
Exons: 4
Coding region: 1-297 (98 amino acids)
Biological process (GO): translation
Cellular component (GO): cytosolic large ribosomal subunit; ribosome
Molecular function (GO): RNA binding; structural constituent of ribosome
Source: RefSeq, a predicted model, not a curated record